CAACUCCCCAAUGGUGCGCGGCGUGGCAGUGCGUUGCUUGCACCACAAACGACGCCAUGCAAUUCUGUCCCACGAAUGCCAGCCAGCUUCUGGGAUAUUGACCCCAUCGCCACCCCUGUUCUUGCCGUCGAUUUCGCCCUCUUCCCAACCACCCAGGGGGCAGCCCUCUUUGGCCGGUCUCUGCCCGUCUCCGCCUGCUUCCCCAAGUCCAUCGGCUCGUCUCCACCAGCACCAGAACCAUGUCCGAGCCAGCCAUUCUCUUCUCCUACAACACGAACCAACCCACCUGGCAGAUCCAGAGCCCCUGUCUGCCCCUCAACAUGCUCUCCGCGGUUAUCGGCCAGCGCCUCUCCCAGCACGAGCUGCAGAAUCGCCUCGACGUCUUGACGCAAAACCUUACUGCCAAGAACAACGUCUUCCUCUUUGCCAUCAUGUGCCUCGGCUUUGGAUCCUUCCUCGGCGGCAUCAUCUGGAUCAUUGCUGCAGGCGCCAACUUUGGAUUUGGCCUGCCGCCUCCGUUCAUGAUCAUGUUUCCAGGCAUCAUAGUGGCAAUGAUCGCGGGCAGCAUCCGGCAGUUGUUUUUCUCUCGAAGUCUUGGGAGGAUUGACAGCCAGCUGCCUGGACUGCUGCAGCAAUUCAAUCAAGUUGAUAUCCCCAAGGGUCUCCUGUGGGAUCAGCACUCGACCAACGAGAUUAUUGAGACACACUACCAGAACGGCCGCAGGGUCAGUUCCGCCACUUCCAAAAAGACCUGGGUGGUGUCCCUCACCGUCCUGAAGCAUCCUGGCGUAUGAGAUGACAGCUUGUACCAGCCUUUGAUUGCCGGGGAUGACAGUCCAGGGUCCGUGUCUGAAUACAGAGCCGUUUGCCAGGCUGGUGUGAGUCC
Messenger RNA from Polychytrium aggregatum, 886 nucleotides. RefSeq lists its product as uncharacterized. The record is from RefSeq and is a predicted model, not a curated record. NCBI's taxonomy places the organism in Eukaryota, Fungi, Chytridiomycota, Chytridiomycetes, Polychytriales. The transcript has a single exon. Bases 11 to 607 code for a protein of 198 amino acids.